Molecule: messenger RNA, 16495 nt
Organism: Octopus bimaculoides (California two-spot octopus)
Lineage: Eukaryota; Metazoa; Mollusca; Cephalopoda; Octopoda; Octopodidae
Biological process (GO): regulation of transcription by RNA polymerase II
Molecular function (GO): RNA polymerase II cis-regulatory region sequence-specific DNA binding; DNA-binding transcription factor activity, RNA polymerase II-specific
Source: RefSeq, a predicted model, not a curated record
AGAGAGCGAAAGGGAGGAAGAGGAGGAGAAAUCUUUGUUGUGAAGGAAAGCAGUUAUAGUAGUAACCGGUGCUCGGCCAGAAUAAUAUCCAUUUGAAAAGCUUGGAAGCCCUGUACUCCUAGAAAAAUGUCCUUUGUCUACAAUAUGUGAAGCAGAACACUACUGCACAGGGAAUGAACUCAGAGAUUUCUUAUUAUUGUGAGUUGGCAGGGUCCUGAGUGCAUCGGACAAAAUACUUACCGGCAUUCCUUCCAAUGCUUUGAGUGCCAAGUUCAAAUCUCACCAAGGCCAACAUUUUGAUUCGAAAAUAUUUUGAUAACCAUUGAGAAUACUACAGUAACUUUGCAAUGUGGGGCCAAAGAAAUUAAGGGUUGAAUUUUAAUGUAAAUUUUUUUUAAUAAUUUUUUUUUUUACUAUAUAUGUACUUGCAUAGCAAGUGACCUGAUCUGAGAUCGCGUGUGUGCUGGAAUGAAAACAAUUACAGCGUGGAAGGUGUUUAUAAGCCAUUUAAAAUAACACACAAAAGCCGUAUACAUUUCUGUUUUUGAUUUUAAAAUUUUCAUUCCUCCUGUUAAAUGUUUAUGCUUCUUUAAUUAAUUAUGAUAAUUACUUCAUUAUGAGCUAAAAAUAUUAAGGGUCGAAGUCUAAUGUAAAUUGUCCCCGCUGUCAUCACCUGCUGCUAUUUGGCAGCACAUUCUAUACUUAUUUAUUUUCUUACUUCAAAAUUCUUGAAAUUUUUUAGUAAAUAUAUUGAGAGGAUGCAAAUGAUUGGGAAGACUUUACCCCCUGGAAAAAAGGUUUAAGGCUCAACAUUUAAAGUAAAUUUGUUUUAUAUUUUUUAAAAUCUCCAGUCAUCAGCAAAUAGGAUCUAAUUAAUUUUUGAUUGAAUUUCAAAAAUGAAAUGAAGUUUUUUUUAUCGUUAACAUUUCAGAAUCCCCGUAUUUUAUAGCAAAUGCUUUGAAGAUAAUUGUGAUGAGGAGGUCUUUACAACAUGAAACCAAAAAAAUUAAGGUGUUUCCAAUCAUCAACAUGAACCAUUUUUAAAAUUUAAAUUUUACUGCUCUGUAAAGAAACAAAUUUCAAAAUUCCCAUGAUUCUUGGCAGAUAAUUUGAGGAGAACCAUUAUGAUGGUUAGGGUGAUGAAGGAGGAAGAAGAAGAGGAGGAGGAUUUCACUGUGUGGGGGAAACAAAAUUGAGCACCAGAGAUUGACGUGAAGGUGUGACCGGAAGCAUUUAUUUGGGCCAACCUAUAAAGGGUUACACACCUGUGGUAUGCAAAUUAGAAGCUCCAGUUCUCUGUAGCUGCUGCAUUUUUUGAGUAUGUAAACAGAUUGGCUGCUUGUUUCUCUGGGAUUGGUCAAAUUGAUGUAGAUGUCACUGAUGAAAGUUCAAUAAGGUCCGAAAAUCAAUUAAGGUUGUUCAUUUUUUUUCAAUCUACAAAGAAAUAACUACAUUAGCCCUGUUUAUCUAUAUACUACAUAGGUUACACACACACAUAUAUAGAUACAUUAUACAUACAUAUAUCUAUUACAUACAUACAUAUAUAUAUAAAUACAUACAUACACAUUAUUAUUAUGUGUAUAUAUCGAUAUCUUGCAUCAACACUUGAGGGAUUUUCUUUUUUAAUUUUGGGCCCAGAACUUAAAUAUUGAAAUAUCUUUGAUUUUUUUUUCAUUUAAUCUGGGCCUGGAAUUCGAAUAUGUAAUAUUUUGGUUUCUUGUAUUAUUCCCCAAUUUUUUAUUUUUUAUUUUUAGUUUGAAGGUAAUUUUUAAAAUUUAAUGUUAUUGUUAUUAUUAUUAUUAUUAUUAUUAUUAUUUAUUUUUGGUACUUGAUGAUAUAUAAUGCUUUGGUAUCAUUUUUGUUUUCGGGCCCCUAAACCUGAAUAUGUUAAAAUACCUUAGAAUCUUGUUUUGGAGACCUGAAAUCUGAAUAUAUAGUUUCUUGCUACAUUUUUCUUUUUUGGCUCUGGAACUUGUAAUUACCUUGCUAUAUUUUUGCUUUUGGGCCCUGUAACAUGAAUAUAUAUUAUGCCUUAAUUUCCAGUUCUGGAAACAACCAUAUAUAACAUUUUGGCCAUAAUUUUUUUUUUCUUUUUCUUUUUUUGUCUCUGUAACUUAAAUGUUGUAAUAGUGUGGCCCAGAAUGUUGAAUAUGUAAUAGUUUGGGCUCUUCCAUCUGGCCCUGAAACUGGAUUUUAUUUUGCAGAUAAAUACAAGGUUAGAUGAAUUCCAACUGAACUUCAAACCCCAACAAAAAUUGAUUUUUAUGAUCCUUGUUACCUUUUGCAAACCCAAAGAAUUAAAAGGCGUGAGACUACCCUUGGCAGGAUUUGAUCCUGGAGCCUAGAGGAGGAAAAAGAAGAAAAAAGCAAACAUUAUAUAUAUUGAUAAUAUAUUGAUAUAUAUGAUAUCAUAUUAGGAUUUGAAUUUUAUGGGAUAUCAGGAAACUGACUGAAGAAGUUAUCAGAUGUCAAAAAAGUAUAUCAAACACACAUAAAAAACACCAUGGAAAAAAUAACAAAUAUUGAGUUUUCUCAUUACAAAAACAAAAAUGGAAAAGACUACAAAUAGUGAUUAAAAAAAUUAACAAGAAAGCCAUGAUGCAAGUGAGAGGUGUUAUAUUGCAGUCAUCUCAUUGAGUUGUGUUGUGCUUAAGGAAAAUUUGAAAUAAACCAUUUCCAGAGAAAAACUGGAAUAAAUGAAGAAAAGGAUAAAAAAAAAAUUAUGGAAAUUAUAAGUGAGAGAUGCUAUUUGUUUGAAGAAAUGUUGGAUGGAAAAUUUUGAAGUGUUUAUAUACAAGCAAAAAAUGGCAGCUAUCUUGUGAAAAUAUUGUGUUAGAUGGAAGGAAAAUUUUGAAUCAUCUACACACAAGUAAGAGGUGUCAGUUAUUUUCUGAAGAAAUUUUAUUGGAUGAAAAACUUUGAAUUGUCAAUAUGCAAGUGAACUGUGCUAACCAUUUUGUGGAGAAAUGAUAUAAAUAUGUGAAAAAAUGAUUUGGAGAAAGUGAGAGAUGCCAACUAUUUAAAGAGAUCGUGUGGAAUGGAAAAAUUUUGAGUGCUCCAGCAUGGCACCAGCUGUUCCACGAAGAAAUGAUAAAUAUGAAUUUUAAAAAAUUAUGGAGACAUAAUCACAAAUGACUAUAUAUGCUGGUGAGAAAUGCCAACAGUUUUUUGGGAAGAAAUUGCGUUAGAGAAAGAUGAGAUAAAUAAGUAAUAAAAGUAAAAAUUAAAAUGUAAAAGGAAGCACAGAAACCAUUGUGAAAGAUUUUGAAGGAAAAAACUCCCAAAAUUGAAAAAUAGUUUUCCAUAAUUUAUGCCUCUCUGGUACCUACUUUGGUCAGAAUUUAAAGAUUAACUGGCCCUUUUCCCCUCAUAUAUUUCACCCUAUAUAUACAUACAUAUAUAUAUAUAUAUAUAUAUAUAUAUAUAUAUAUAUAUAUAUAUAUAUAUAUAUAUAUGUACACAUAUAUAUAUAUAUAUACAUGUGUGUGUGUGUAUUUAUGGAUUUAUAUAUCAAGGCAGUGCCCUAGCAUGGCACCGACUAUUUUGUGAAGGAAUCAUGUUGAAAGAAAAAUUUGACUGAAAGAUGUUGGAAAAAAGGGAUACAGAGAGGCAAAACUGAAAGUUAUAUAAAAGACAUUAGACAUGUCAAAGAUUUUCAAGAAAAAAAGACCCCAAAUUAUAAGAUAGUUUCCCAUGCUUUUUACCUCACUGGCCUCCUACUUCGGUCAAGUUUGGAGCGGCCCUUUUUUCACUAUAUUUUUUCUAUAUAUUUAUAUCAAUAUAUAUCAAAGGAAUGUUCUAGAAUGGCUACAGUUCAACGACUAAAACAAAUAAAGACAAAAAUAUAUUUGUACAUAUAUAUAUAUAUAUAUAUAUGUAUAGCCAAAUUGAGGGUAAAAUCCAGACUACAUAUGUUUGUUAACUAGCAGAUCAAUGAGGGGUACUCAACUAGCUAAUCAUCAGGCCAAAGAUACCUUCAUUAUAUAAAGGUGUUUCAGCUUAUCAAACUUCAGUAUGGGAAAGGCCUCUGUUAUUGUUCCUGGGCACUGAAUUCUUUUACACCUGCCACGGACUGCUCAAAGCUUACUAACUUUCUACACUUAGAUCAUUGGAUCUUAUAAUUACAAAACUAUAUUUGUACAUAUAUAUAUUAUAUAUUGGAAUGGAUUCCCUGUCUAAGAGUGCAGUAUCUGGCAUUGAACGCACUAACGAUGCCAUUGUUUCUUCGAAGGUGCGUCAGUUCAAAUGCCAGUACUGCAGCAAGGACUUCGACCGGUACAGCCAUCUGGCCAGGCAUUUGAAGAUUCACUCUGGUCUCCGGCCGUUCGAGUGCAAGUACUGCCACAAGUCGUUCUCCCGGUCGGACAACCUGAUCAAGCACGUCCGCAUUCACACAGGUGACAAGCGCUACGGCUGCGAGUUCUGCCUGAAGCGCUUCACCGACUCGAGCAACCUGAGCAAGCACAUGCGCACGCAUGCGGGCACGAGGCGCUACACGUGCACGCUCUGCUCGAAGACGUUUCGCAAGUCGGACACCCUCCGGCGCCACCUGUUGACCCACGGCGUGUCCGACGGAAAUGGCAGCACUGUUGGCGCCGACGAUGGCAAUGGUGGUAGCGGCGGCGGUGGUAGCAGUACUGAUAACAGAAGUGGCGAAGUUGCACUCCGUGACACUCUCUCCGUUGGCGGUCAUGACUGUCGUGGAAGCAACAUGGACGUCAGUGGCGACACGGCGUCGCUGUUGUCACUGAGUGACGCAGCUGCUGUUGCUGCAGAUGUGCAGAGACGACUCCAAAUGCAAAACAUCCUCCAUAUUAUCAAUAAAGAGAGGUCAUUUCCAACGAUGACCACCACCACCGCGACAACAGCAGUGUCAAAUCUGCAAGGUGCGCAGUUGCAAUCGCAACUGGAAAUGCACCCUCGGUCACGGCUGCCGUCGGUUAGUAAGUCAGAGGCAACCGCAAGGGGGAUUCUCAGCGCAAUUGGUGAACCCUCAAAUGAGGCGCGAUUGCUAGGACCAGAUGCAGGAGGUGCUGCAAGCAAGUCUUCGUAUACAGGGAAUCUUUUGCAAUGGUCCGACGGAGAAGACGAGGAGAUCGUAAAGGCCCCACCGAAGAACACGACGCUGCCCAUAGCAACGGAUGUCUUCAGCAGAACUGAUCACAUCAUAAGACAACUGUCGCAAACCAAUGAAAACAUCCAGGGGUACAAUAGUAAUAACACUAGUAGCAGUAGUAGUAGUAGUAGUAGUAGUGAUAUUAGUAAGAUGAAGUCAAAACGGAACAGAACAAGAUCAGCGAACCAUGUCAGUUUUGAUUUUGAUCAAGUACUUUCAUAUUCUGCGAAUGCCACCACACUUUCACCCAAUCCAAUCAACCGGAAAGCUUCUGGUUCAUCUAGGCCCACCUCAAGUCAUUCCAUCGACAGACUGCAUCACGUGAACAGUUUAGGCAGGGCCCGUAACCGUUUUCCGAUAACGUUCCAGUGCAGUUAUUGUGGCAUGCAAUUUUUCUCCAGAACCUCGUUAGAAAUGCACGUCAAGGGACACGUAGACGACUGUGCAGAAGAGGGAGAGGACGUGGCCCCGAUCCGCAUAAAGAAUGAAUAUGAUGAUGAUAAUCUGAGACAAGUUAAUCGUAUAAACACAUUGUUGGGAAACAGUAGCGAGGAUGUGUCAAAGAUCCAUGUAAGGAGGAGGCAGUCGGAAAACCAUGGUAGUAUGGAUUUAUUCCAAACAUCAACGGUCGGCGGAGCAACAAGCCUGAAAGACCUUGACGUAGGAUCGGCAGGCCUCCCAUAUGAGUGCCUCUAUUGCAAGGCAGCGUUUCCGAAGGCUUUAGCAUUGGCGGAUCACCUGAAAUGUCACAUCCGACGACGCCUUGAGUGUAAGAACUGUGGAGAGUCCUUCAGUUCCAGUGUCCAACUGUCGAAGCAUCGGAGACAAUGUCCGGCGCAAGAUCGGAACCAGAGACCAAACCGAAGUAAGAAUAAGACUGAUCUCAUGCAGCAGAGAUUGCUCUCCGCGAGACUUGUUGGCGGCCAACCACAGUUAGACCAUCGCACGAUGACACAAGAUAACCAGAGACUAAAUCCUGAUCGUCGUCGUCAGUUGUCGGCAGGGAACCCCGUUUCCUCGGUGAUGGUCGUAAAUCCAUCGGCGCCAAAACUGAAACAGGAGAUAAUACUGUCUGAUAGUGAGAUCGAGGAUAAUGACAUGGAGGAUAACAAGAAACGGGACAGCAUCAAAGAUCCAGGGAAUUCAAUGUUGCUGCAGCAUGGGCUGAAUGUUUUGGAUGGCAUUACAUUAAGCGCAGAGGAUUUAACAGGGUUGUCACAAAAUGGUGACCGAGAAGUUUUUGAUGCGCUCGGAAUGGUGAAGAAGAAAAGACGGCAAGGAAACAAACACAGCGCCGGUAAGGAUUUUGGUUCAACUCUCCGCAAGGAAAAAGGAACACAAGGACAGCAAGAAGAAGAAGAAGAAACGGGGAAAUUAACGGUAAUUAGUAGUAACGAUUCCACUGUUGAAGUCGAUGCAAUUGUCGCCAAAAUCCUGAGCAAUAUCGGUAAAGUAUCAGGGUGUGACUUUCGAAGGGUCAUCAAACAAGAAGUGAAAGAACCCCAAAUCUGUCGAGACCGAAAAAGAAAAGAAGGGGCCGUCGGUGGUAUAUCUACCGGUAGAUCCUUCCAGAAUUUGAUGUCUGUGGAUCAGAUUUCUUCAAGCAAAUCCAAAAUCUUUGCUAAAAGCACUAUAGUUCUUACUGAUGAUGUUAAUAAUGAUGAUGAUGAUGUUGGUACCAGUGUGGUCGAUCAGUAUAGCUCUGUUGCAGUGCCCCGGGGUGUUGUUUUGAAGACAGAGACAAGGGAGACGCUAGUCUCUGUGGCAGAUGAUGGCGGUGAUCAUAGCCAAGUGGCAGGGUUUGGUUCUGUGAGCCGUAUGGAAGUUUCCAAUAGGGCCUCACCCACUGAUAAGGGAAAUUUUAGUACGACACAGCAGAAGGAGACUUCGACAUCAGUGUCGCUUCCCUCAACGCCAUCGGCACAAACACCGACGCUGCCCGUUUCCCGUGUCGCCAUGGAUUCAGAAGCGAAAGUCACGGUGAAGAAGGAAGCGUUGACGCCACCACACGAUCGCUCAGCGAACCACGACGACUCAAUACGAAUUUCUCCAUCACACGUCCACACUGCGUCGUCGAAAGACUUCAGCAAGGGAGACAACUCAGCUAUUGGUCUCUUGACAAAAGGUUCCAGUGUCAAAGAGACCCAGGACGUUGAAGUUGUUAACGCCGAAACUAGGACCACAACUGCUGCUCCCACCACUAUUACUACUACCACUGCUACUACUACCACUUCUGAAUAUGAUGAUCAUGAUAAUAACAGCCACCAGAGCACUAGUAGUUGUAAUAGUAGCAGUAAUAACAGCUGUAGUAGCACUACAACUACUAUUGUUACCACUAGUAGCAGUAGAGGCAGUACCGCUGCUACACACACUUCAUCCACAACUGCUUCUGCUGCCAUCUCUACUGCUACCUCCGCUGCACUCAAUACUACUUCUACUGCUGUUGCUGUAGAUUCUAAUUCUCCUGUAAUCUCAGUAGUUCCUGAUACUGUUGUUUCUGACUCUGCUACAUCUACUACUACUACUACUACUACUAUUACUCUGACUCCUCCUACUACUACUACUAGUUCUUCCGCUGCAGAUUUGACCAGUUCCGCUGCAGCUGAUAAGAAAGCUGGAAGUGUGAAAGGCAAUGGAAAUAAAGAAUUUUCCUGUUCGUACUGCAAGGGGUCAGCAUCGCCCUCUGCAUCUUCAUUCCCGGUUUCGUUCUCGUCGGCCCUCGAGCUCACCCAACAUCUCCGCUGGCGCCACCUAGUGCAUGCCUGCUCGGUGUGCUCGAAGCAUUUCUCCAAGUCGACACAGUUGAACCGACAUCUGAAGAUUCAUGCCGGCAUUAAGCCGUUCAGAUGCGCAUACUGCGACCGAGCGUUCUCCCGGUCGGACAACCUCGUCAAGCACGUGCGCAUUCACACAGGCGACAAGCGGUACUCGUGCAGCAUCUGCACGAAGCGUUUCACCGAUUCCAGCAACCUCACCAAGCACUUGCGCACGCAUGCCCGCGCAGCGGCAGCAGCUGCAGAUGGUGCAACUGCAUCCAAUAAGAGCAAUAGUAGCAGGAGUGGUAGCCACAGCAACAGUAACCAAGACAACAGCUUUCCACCGCACACGUCCACAGGAAGCAGUGAAAGAGAUGAUGACGAUGAUAAUGACAGAAAACAUGACAACCAUAAACGUUUCUUGCUGGAAGCAGCACACCAUGACAGCGGAGGAGAUGACGACAAUAGCAAUUAUGAACACCCCUGCUUCCUGUCACGACAGCAACAGCAAAACCAAGAGCAGCAGGAGAGCAGGUCACCAUUGCUGUCCCCGUCUACAGAGUUGUCUCCCUUUCGGUGCAUGAUCUGCUCAAAGUCUUUUGACAGCUCGAUCGCGCUGUGUCGCCAUUUACUCACACAUGCUAAACUUGGCCAGUCUCCGCAGCAGUUGAAGACACUACUUCAGUCAGAAACAACAUCCCCGUCACCACCACCACCACCACAACAACAACAACAUCUUCCUUCGCUACCUUGUUCAGUGCCGUCCUCAUCAACAACAGAUUUAAGAAGCAUUUCUGCUGCUGUAGCUAGGGCUGCCAUUGGUACUACUAAUAUUACUACUACUGCUACUACUACCAUUUCUGUGAUACCACCGUCACCACCAUCAUCAUCAUCAUCAUUGUUAUCACUUUCAUUGCAAUCUGUCUCGUCAUCUGCUAAGAAUGCAACCUCAGCUCUGAAGAAGACAUUUGGCUCUGGGCCUACUGCCCUGUUGCAGCGUUUCAAGAAGCAGCUGCGAGACAAGUUACACCGGUGCCGCCAGUGUGGGAAGGUAUUUCUCGAUGAGUUCACCCUUGCCAACCACAUCUACAGGUUCCAUAUAACCACCAUCACUGCUGCCUCGCCAACUAUAAAAGACGGAGAGGAAGAUGAUGAAGAGAUGGAGGAGGAGGUGAAAGAGGAUGAUGACGUGGGAGAGGACAAACAGACUGGUUCGUCGGAACAUGGUCAAACUGCCCCAAUUUCCUCUCAACAGAACAUAUGUUCACCAAUGUCCUUUUCCAGAGAAACUAGCUCAGGAACCAUGUGCAGCAAGACAGGUAGUGCAUCUUCACUUGCCAUACCAGAUGAUGCUAAUUGCCAAUCCCUUUGUAAUGUCAGUCCCUUUAUGCUUGAUUACAUCAAGCAAGAAGUAUUAGAACAAGAAGAUGUUGAUGGGAAUCAGGAAGAGGAAGAUGAGGCUGUAGGAAACGCUACCCUGACAGUUGUCGGUGGGUUCAAAGUGGAGAUGGAAACUGAAAUGGAUGAGUAUCUCUACAACAGCAAUAAUAAUCCUAAUACAAGUGACCGCUAUAGUCCUCAUCAUCAUCACAAUCACCUUCAUCCUUAUAUUAACAACAGUGAUGAUGAUAACGAUAACGAUAAUGAAAAUGAUAGUAGUCAUCAGAGCCAGCAGCACCAACAACAUCAUCGUACACAUCGUCGUCUUCAUGAUAGUGACCAUCACCCGAGAAACCGUCUCUUUCAUUGCUCCCGGUGUCAGAUAUUCUUCUCCGGUGUGGAGGAGCUAACACGUCACCUGAAACUACACACGACAGGCGAGAUGUUCAGGUGUAAAGAGUGCGGAAAUCUCAUCCACGACCUCAACGUGUUUAAUGACCACCUCCUCAGAGACUGUCGAGGCAGCAGUAGCAGCAACGCUAAAACCUUCACUGAUACCGUUUCCCUUGGUGGCAAUGAGCUGACCAGCGCCGUCUCCCAUGACGAUGAGAUGGACAGUGCCAUCUCCGAUGUCAACAGCUUCGAUAAUAUUGUUUCCAAUGGCAACAGCUUGACCAAUGGAAACGAUUUAACCAAUUCUGUUUCAAAAGCCAACAGCAUACUGUCCAGUACUGUCUCUGAUACUGAAAACUUGACCACUGCCAUCACUAAUAGUGAUGGCUCAAGUAACACCAAUAUUCCCCUUGGUCACCACAAUUCAAUUAGUUCUGUCUCCAAAACCGAUAUAUUGUCCAGUGCUGUCUCUGAGACUGAGAGCUUGACCAGUGCUGUGACUAACACCAGUGGCUCAAGUGACUCCAAUAUUACUUCUGCUAGCCAUAAUUUGACCGAGUCUAUCUCAGAAGACUCUGCAAAGUUACCGUUGCAGAAUCAGUUGGAUGUGCUGCAGAGCGAAGCAAAAACUAGAUCAAGUGUCGUAUCUAGUGAGCGGUCAUCAUUGUCAUCGUCAUCACCUUGGCAUUUGCAGUUUUCAUCCCCACUGCCUUCAGCUUCUUCGUCACCGGGCACUGAGUUUGGUCCAGCCAGUUCUGGUCAGGACCCAGGCUCAGAACGGGCAGCGUUGGUUCUGUCUGUGUCUUCCCCCAAUGGUCAGGUGCAAAGACAAGGUGAAACAACGGCCGAAAUAUGUUGCGAACCGGACGACGUGCACGACCGCAGUAACCGUGGAGAUGAGCUACGUACAGCAGAUGGAAGCAGCAGUCUUGUCAGUGCUCCAAGGAACAAUAUGGUCACCACUGUUGCUAGUACCACAACAACCACCACCACCACCACCAUUAAUGUCAACAGCUGUAGCAAUAAUAAUAAUAAAAACUACAACAGUGACAGCACAAUAAAUGACAACAACAACAACAACAAUAGCGAUUUUCAGGAAUCGUCCGCAGAGAAUUUUACCAGGAAAUCCUUGGUUGACCCUUUCCAAGAGAACUUGUCUUUGGCUGUGAAGCAAGAAUUUCUACUGCCUGAUGGUAGUGCCAUGAAACAGGAACCGAAGACACCAGAACCUGACGGACAAGGAGACGAUGGCUAUCGUACCCCCACCACCUCUGGCUCAAUGAUGGAGCUGUUUCAAUGGAGGGGUGGAGACGGCGGUGCGCCUCUCAUCCCUUCCCUCGCUGCUCAUGUACGUGAGAUACCACCGGGGAGGGGUCAGUUUGAAGCGGGAAACAGUUGUGGUUCUGUCGGGGGUAUUAGUAGGGCUGAUAUCAAACAGGAGGUUGACACCACAGAAAGACCCAUGGUGGUAGUUGCAGAGGGCAAAGAUGUCGUCGAGGAUGGAAGUCUUAACCCUUCCGAACCAUUCCAGAGGUCAGCCUCUUCUGAUAAUGGUGAGCUCUUAGCUGGUACAGUUUCCCUGAAUGAGAAUUUUGUAUUUCCUUCCGCUCUCGAUGACGAAGAACUGAAAGACAUCAACUUCAAAUUCCCAUCUGCCAUCGAUGCCGCCGAAGAACUUAAAAAUAUUGACCUCAAGUUUUCUUCCUCUGAGAAUACCAUCGAUGGACUCAAAGACAUCAGUUUCAAAUCCCAAGGCGUUCGUCUCUCUUAUGACCUGCUUAAUACAACCCGAAAUCCAAAAGAUGCCCACCACACUGACGUCGCAGGAUUUUACAGCAACGCAGAUCAGGAACCAUCGAAUUCUUACUAUGAUGGGAACGGAAAUUUUCGGAAAGGAACCGCAAUGGUCCCUGACAAACAACCUGAGGCUGAGAAAUGCAUUCAAGAAUUUCUACUUUUUGAUGAGUUUGUCGAGUUCCGGAAUAAGAAUUAUUUCUCUGGUGGCAACGGUGGUCCCGAAUCGACCCUUGUUGCAGACCAGAAAUGCAAAACCAACAAUGUCAUUUGUAUUUCGGAUUCAAAUUCUAAUUCUGCAAUGUCUCUUUCCGAUGAUGAUGAUGAUGAUGGUGAUGGUGAUGGUGGUGUUCCUUUGAUGUCAGAUGGUUCUAACUACAGGGACAGCACGAAAAAUUUAGGGUUCACAAUGACGGUAGUUCCUACUGGCUCCACCAACACGCAUCACGCUGAUAACGUAAUAAUGAAACAGACCGAAGAUCUGAAGGACGUCUUUGAGAGCGUGAAUGUGAAACUCGAGGAGGAGGAGGAGGAGGAGGAGGAGGAGGAGAUGUCUCAACCCUGCGCAAGCGAUAUAUUGGUGUCGUCAUUGCCCGAGGGUGGGUUUGAGGUUGACAACAGCAAUGGAGAUGUCUCUAGGGCUAACAAAUUUCCUCCGUCUCAAUGGGAGUCGAACCAAAAUGACGGACAGUUCCGCGAUGCAAUGCUUGAUUUUCUCAGCUCCCUCAGCGACGAGACUCUGCAACUGCUUCUGCAAAAGGGAGAUAAAUGGUGCGACGAGCUCCUUCACCACUCGGUGACUGCGGCAUGGAAGCCUGCAGCGACAACAAACAUGGAUUGUCUUCCGUCCGAUGUCACCAUGACCUUAAGUGCCGGGGUGAACGAAGCAGGCAUCUGUGAAGACUACGAGGACAUUGACAACCACAUCUCUGUCGACGCUGCUGAAAGGAAGUCACAGAAUUUGUCGGACCAAGUGGCUGCUGACCUCAUCAUGGCUGACCGCCCGGACAACACCUCGUCUUAUAACAAUGACCAAUGCAUACAACAUGACGGUAACAAUACAAUGCACGGUGGUAACAAACAGUCGUCUCUGAUGACCGCAAAAGUGACUCCUACAGGAUCAAUGGACGCUGUUAACUGCAAGGAACUCAACCAGGAAAACAGGACCUCGAAAGACAAUCUUAGCCAGCCCCUACCAAACUCUUUGUCCCUUUUGUCUUAUCUUCAGCCAGCUGACAAUAAUCUGGAUUUUCCGAAACCUUACAUUAAAGUGGAACCAGAACUUGCCACAGACUCUGACUGCUCGGCAAUGGUUCCAAUCAAUGCCAAAAUUAAGACCGAAGACUUGUCCAAGUUUGCCGAAGCGAUAUCUAACACUGAUGAGCUAGCAUCCUUAUUGUCUGGUAAUCAACUCCAGGCCCAGAAUAAUGUCAGGGAAAUGCUAAUUGAAAGGGAUUUGUCCCUUAAGAGUAAGCACAAUGCUUCUCGUUUCCUCGGCAAUGUUUUCACUGAUCAAUUAGACAACAAUGCUGAUCGGAAGGUAACAUUUUCCGACCUUAAUGACGAUCACCAUGAAUUAUUAUCGUCAUCGUUACCCUUAUCUUCAUUUCCUUCCAUACCUGCUGACGAAAUCAGCUACCGUUCAAAUUCUCCCUCUUCUGGUGGUCAGCCGUUUCUGUUGAACAGCCUAAAUCACACUUUGAAUCUCGCUUCCUUUGCUGACAAAGGUCAAGCCGCAAAUACCUCUGCCAUCGACAUCAUUGCACGCAACUGUGGACUUCAGAUGGAUAAACCUUCUUUUGAUGCUGACACAACGAAGCGUCACUGGCCACAACAACAACAACAAGAUCAGCAAACCGCAUCAACAACAGCAACAGCUAUGAUGCCAGCUGACCUUAUUGCACCUUCAACGACCACAAGCUUAAUAAAGGCUCUGCAGAGGAAACAGCAGCAGCUGCCCCGCCACAGUGGUGCUCAGUCCACCGUGAAGCAAUACACUUGCCCCCAGUAUGAAUGUCGUAAAAUGUUCACCAGACCGAGUCAUCUGAAACGUCACCUGAAGGUCCACGCUGGUCUUAAGCCUUUCCCUUGCCCGCACUGUCACAAAUGGUUCUCCCGGUCGGACAACCUCACCAAGCACAUCCGUAUUCACACGGGCGAGAAGCUCUUCUCGUGCAACUUCUGCCAGAAGCGUUUCUCCGAUUCCAGCAACCUCACCAAGCACGUGCGCACGCACACCGGCGAGAAGCCGUACCGGUGCGUCUACUGCAGCCAGACUUUCACCGAGUCGAGGACCCUCAGUCGUCACAUGCGCACCCAUUCGCUGAUGAUGAUGAUGAUGAUGGAGAUGGACAUGGUAGGCGGGGCUGGGGGCAGAGUCAGGAGGGAGGCGCAAGAGGCCGGGUACGACAUCGUCGUUGGGAGCAACUGACACCUGGUGGACAGGCGGUGGCAAGGGGUGCACAUGUGGGCACAUAGUAUGUCGUACAGGUGGAGUGGAGUGUGGGCAUCAUCAAUGCCACCACCACCACCACCACCACCCACUGCUACACCUACCAUCACUGCCAAAUCCAGUGUGGUCUCUUGUCCUGCUAGAAAUAGCAGCUGAAUCUCCUUUGAGUCUCGUCCUACCAUUCUUGGUGCAUCAGGCAAUGUGAGUCCUGAUAGGAUACGCAUGGCUGGCAUGCCAUGCAUCAUAAGUCUGUCUCCUUUGGUUGACCCCGGGCUAAACAAUAACAAAACUAUCACAGCUCCUAUAUGGUUGCUCAGUGUGCUAAAAAUAGCAACUAAAUCUCUUUGAACUUACACCUUACUGUCUGAUAAAAACAAAGGACACAUUUGAUUAAUGUAUUCUUAGGUAUACAAUGCCUGAAAGAAAAGCUACACAGGGUGGUCGUGGUUGGAAAGCUUUUGAUCAUAGGUCUGCUCAGUCACAGUUAAACACCAAAAGUUGAGCCAGAAAGGAAGUCUCUUUCUGUGGUUGCUUGGCCUGCUAGAAACAGCAGCUAAAACUACCUUAAGCUACACUCUCCCAUUUCAUAAAAUAGGUCGUAUUUGAUAAUGUAGUCCCAGAUAUCCCUAGACAAGUGGUGAUGGUCGUAGCUGGAUUAUCUGAUCAACUGGUUAGAAAUAGCAGCCAAAAUCUUUCUCAAAUUACUACUGUCUUUAGAAAAAGGAAGGUCACAUUUGACAAUGUAGUCCUAGAUACAUCUAAACAAAUAGUGAUGGUCACAGCUGGAUUGGCUGAUCGAUUCGCUAGAAAUUACAGCCAAAUCUCUUUUCAGUCACUACUGAUUUAAGUGUAGUCCUAGAUGUACUUAGACAAAUGAUGGUGGUCAUGUCAAGGUUGGUUAGAAAAAGCAGCUAAGUCUCUCCAACCACUAGUCUUUAAAAAAAAGGAAGCGAAGGACACAUUAGAUAAUAUACCUAGACAAAUGGUGAUGGUCAUAUCUGGAUUGUUUUUUGAUUGUAGGUCUUCUUAAGUGGUUCCAACCUAGGGCUAAAAAGUAACAGCAGUAAGUUCUCCGUUGGAUCAAUCUGCUGCCUCUCGUCUAUCAGAAACAUGGAAACCUGAGCACGUUGAGACAAUGUACUCCUAGAUAUACCAUGGUCUGUUGGUAGUAAUAACCUGGAUGGUCAUGGGCAGAAAGUCUUUUGAUGAUAGGAUCAACUUGAUCAAGCUUGACACAAUAGCCAAAUGAGGGAUCCUGUAUGUGGUAAUUUAAUCUGCUAAAAAUAACAGCCAAAUUGCCCUCAAAUCACUGUCUUGACCUGUAUGUGGUAACUUAAUUUGCUAGAAAUAGCAGCCAAAUUUCCCAUGAAUCCCUGUCUUGACCUGUAUGUGGUAACUUAAUCUGCUAAAAAUAGAAGCAAAAUUGCUCUCUUAUCACUCAGUCUUGGCCUGUAUGUAGUAACUUAAUUCUGCUAAAAAUAGCAGCAAAAUUUUCCUCAAAUCACUGCCUUGACCUGUAUGUGGUAAUUUGACCUGCUAAAAAUAGCAGCAAAAUUUCCUUCAAAUCACUGUCUUGACCUGUAUGUGGUCAAUUAAUCUGUUAAAUACAGCAGCCAAAUUUCCCUCAAAUCACUAUAUAUAUAUAUGUAUAUAUAUAUCACAAACAUAUUUCAACUAACCUAAAUUCUGUGUGUAUACAUACACACACAUAUUAUAUAUACUUGUAUAUACUCAUGUUUUAAGUUCUAUUUAUCCUGUUUUGUACUAGCAUGUAUGUAUAUAUAUAUAUAUAUAUAUAUAUAUAUAUUAUAUACACCUUGUAUUUAUAUGUAUAUAUAUAUUUGUAUCCUAUCAUCAUUUCAAAAAAUUAAUGUGAAGAAAUUCUUCAGGACACAAUUAAAACUUUUUCUAUUGAUGAAAUUUUGACAGAGAAAAAAGCAACAAAAGUAUAAUAAAUAAAAUGAAAAAGCAAAGACAGAAAUGGAUGAGAAAAGAAUGUGAAAAAAAAGCCAAACAAAUAUUUAUGUAAAUUUAUCAAUGGACUAUCAGGAGACAUUUUGAAUAACUAUGCAUAUCAUCCUUCAUGAUUAAAAAAAAAAAAAAGAUAAACACUCAUUUUUGUCAUCUUGGGUAUACUAUUAUACAUACCUACAUACAUACACACACACACACACAUAUAUAUAUUUAAAGACAGUCUGAAGUAUGGCUAAGACAUGCAAAUUACAACAGUGGAGCCACCGUAUUCUUUGCUGAUCCACAGCGCCACACAACUAGCACAAGAUAUACUAAUUCUGUCAAAUUAUGUAUUCAAAACCUUAAUAAACUAUUUACAUAACAGCUAAUUAACAUAUAUGUCUAUAUACAUACUGUAUAUUGUAUGUCUGUGUAUAUAUAUAUAUAUAUAUAUAUAUAUAUAUAUAUACUGUAUAUUGUGUGUGUGUGUGUAUAUAUGUAUAUAUAUAUAUGCACACUCUUAUACACACACAUUGUGUAUUAUAUGUUACGUAUGUUUGCAUUUUUCUUUCAGUUGUCGCCGGAAUGUUCGUCGAAAGCGAGCGACUCUAAGUAUUUCUUGAGCUUUGUACAAAUAAAUAAUUAACCAAA